AUUUUCUGGUUGGGAAAAUGCUUAAGAAGACCUCCGCCGAUUCGUAUCGUCUUCUUGCUCCAGUGUUGUCAUCAUCGUCAUCAUUAUCAUCUACAUCGUCGUCAAGAAACAGAACAGAGAUCGAACGUGUCACCAGGAUCAUCAAUGAUCAUCCCUUCCCGAACCAUCCGAUUCAACCCAUUCUCGCUAAGCACAUCCCUCUAUCUUCACUGUCACCGGACUUUGUAUCAGAAGUUCUCGGCCGUCUCUUCGCUGCUCAUUCCAAUGGCCUCAAAGCUCUCGAAUUCUUCAAGUAUUCACUUAAAAGCUCUAAAUCUUCUCCCACCUCCGAUUCCUUCGAGAAAACACUUCACAUUCUCUCACGGAUGCGGUAUUUCGAUCAGGCCUGGGCUUUAAUGGCGGAAGUGCGAAAGGACUAUCCUAAUCUGCUGAGCUUCAAGUCCAUGAGCAUCCUUCUCUGCAAAAUCGCCAAAUUCGGUUCGUAUGAAGAAACUUUGGAAGCUUUCGCGAGGAUGGAGAAAGAGAUAUUCAGAAAGAAAUUCGGUGUCGACGAGUUCAACAUUCUUCUGCGAGCAUUCUGCACAGAGCGAGAGAUGAAGGAGGCGAGAUCAAUUUUCGAAAAAUUGCAUUCCAGGUUUAAGCCAGACGUUAAGACGAUGAACAUUCUACUUCUAGGGUUUAAGGAAGCUGGUGAUGUCACCGCCACAGAGCUCUUCUACCAUGAAAUGGUGAAACGAGGAUUCAAACCCAAUUCCGUCACUUACGGCAUCAGAAUCGAUGGGUUCUGUAAAAAACGGAACUUUGGUGAAGCCCUGAGGCUAUUUGAAGAAAUGGAUCGUCGAAAUCUCGAAGCCACAUUACAGAUACUCACUACACUGAUCCAUGGGUCUGGUGUGGCUCGGAACAAGAUCAAAGCACGCCAACUGUUCGAUGAAAUUCCCAAGAGAGGCUUAACACCUGAUUGCGGAGCUUAUAACGCUUUGAUGAGUAGUCUCAUGAAAUGCCGAGAUGUGAGUGGUGCAAUACAGGUGAUGAAGGAGAUGGAAGAGAAAGGAAUUGAGCCCGACAGUGUAACUUUCCACUCGAUGUUUAUCGGAAUGAUGAAAUCCAAAGAGUUUGGGAUCGACGGGGUAUGUGAGCUUUACCAUAAAAUGAAGGAAAGAUCUCUGGUUCCAAAGACACCAACCGUGGUUAUGCUGAUGAAGCUCUUCUGUCACAACGGCCAAGUCAACUUAGGACUAGACCUGUGGAAGUAUAUGCUGGAGAAAGGGUAUUGCCCUCAUGGCCACGCAUUGGAACUCCUUACCACUGCACUGUGUGCUCGAAGAAGAGCCAAUGAUGCAUUUGAGUGCUCGAGGCAGACAGUGGAGAGAGGAAGGUGCGUAAGCGAACCAGUCUUUCGCAUGUUAGAGACCUCUUUAUCAAGCAAAGACGAAUUGGAGAAACUUGAGGAAUUAAAGAGGAAGAUGCAGAAACUGCAUAGCUUUUUGCCGACUCGAACACAGCUAAUUUAGAAUGGAACUUCAAUGGAAUUAGUUCUUGUUUGCAAAAAUCCCACAUUGAGAGAUUAGUAUGUUCAGUUGUAUACAAUACUCAACAGAAUAUUGACAACACUGUAGUAACUUGUAAUAGACUUUGCUAAA
Eutrema salsugineum is the source of this 1643-nucleotide messenger RNA. RefSeq names its product pentatricopeptide repeat-containing protein At3g61360. Bases 18 to 1514 code for a protein of 498 amino acids. NCBI's taxonomy places the organism in Eukaryota, Viridiplantae, Streptophyta, Magnoliopsida, Brassicales, Brassicaceae. The record is from RefSeq and is a predicted model, not a curated record. The transcript has a single exon. Gene Ontology annotation, molecular function: protein binding.